AUGGCCCCGCCGCCCGCAGCGCCCCCUGCCGGCCCCGGCUCCGCUGCGGGCGGGCGGGGCUGCGGCACUGCGCCUGCGCCGCGGGGAGCGCACGGAGCAGCGCCCCCUGCCCGCCUGCGGCACUGCGCCUGCGCCGCGGGGAGCGCACGGAGCAGCGCCCCCUGCCUGCCUGCGGCACUGCGCCUGCGCCGCGGGGAGCGCACGGAGCGGGGCGAGCAUGGCACCGCCGCCCGCAGCGCCCCCUGCCUGCCUGCGGCACUGCGCCUGCGCCGCGGGGAGCGCACGGAGCGGCGCUCGGGCACCGCCGCCCGCAGCGCCCCCUGCCCGCCUGCGGCACUGCGCCUGCGCCGCGGGGAGCGCACGGAGCGGCGCCCCCUGCCGGCCCCGGCUCCGCUGCGGGCGGGCGGGGCUGCGGCACUGCGCCUGCGCCGCGGGGAGCGCACGGAGCGGGGCGAGCAUGGCACCGCCGCCCGCAGCGCCCCCUGCCCGCCUGCGGCACUGCGCCUGCGCAGCGCUCCAGCCCCGCCCCCGCCGCCAUCUUGUGUGGGAGAGCAGCGCCAGCCCGGCGGGAAAGGCGGGGAGGGAGGAAGGGCAGGGGCGGGUGAGGGAAGUGUAAAGGGAGUUCUGUUAAAGAUUCGUCACGCCAGACGAGUUUGUUGUACAGAAUUUGGUUUAUUAUACCGGCCAUAUGCCAGCGUUUUGGAGACACUGCUGUGGAAAAAUUCUGCGAAUUUCUAACGCAGUAUUUCCAUAGGGCAAAGCUGUAUAAAAUAGAAUUGGGAGAAUCGGGUUCUUGGUGUCCACUGGGGCAGAAUAGGGCCGUUGAGGAGAUCACCACAAUAUCGGAGCCGAUACAGAAUAUUGAAUUCUGUAGCUGAGGAUUUUUUGCUCUUCCCAGAACAAAAAUCCUGCGGUGCUGACUGGGGCACUGGAAUAAAAGGUCUUUUGCACCAGCCUUAUUCAGAACACUGCAGUGACAAAAGUAACUGGGAAUUGAAUUUGCUCUGUUAGAAAGCCCAUGGGUUUAUUAACCUCGUUUCUUCCCAACAAGGCCGGAAUACACACAUCCUCACCUCCUGCUGCACGUGGGAAUUUUUGGGACACCGCUGCCAUGGGAAUGGAGAAUUACUGUGAUUUCAGCACAUUUUUUACCAGAGGGCAGCAGACCUUCCUGAAGAUCAUCCAGGUUUCAAUUUUUCAGAUUUUGGAGAAAGCCUUGGGGAUGAGAGCACAUCUGGAAAUUGUCUGCCUGAAGCUUCGUCUCCCUGGUCGGAUGAGAGUCGCUGUACGGAGAAUUUCUACUCUCUCAUACGGGAGCACAUCAGCAGUUUGCCAUUUUCGCAAAAGGUGAAGCUCCUUGCCUUUGCAGAAAUUGCAGGUGUCAGCACAUCCAUCGUGCGAGCGACAGCCUUUCCCUGGAAAAAUAUGGAUCGGCUGCAGCGGUCCAGUGGAGAGUCAUCAAGACAGGCAGGGGCUGGCACGUGUGAUUGUGAGAAAAGUGUGAGGGAACUGGGCGUGCUCAGCCUGGAGAAGGGAAGGCUGAGAUUCAUCCAUGGACAGAAGCUUGCCAGUGAGGACAGGCGAGUGGAGCAAUUGGUUGCCCAAUGAGAUUGUGCAGGCACCAUCCUUGGGAGGUUUCAGGACCUGGGUCUGAUCCCAAAAGUCACGCUGACAGCAGAGGAUUGCGCUGAAGGUGACCCUGAGACUGGCUGAGUGCCGGUAAUGUUGCCAUGAAUUUUCCUGGUUUGCUGAGCGUUCAUAUUAAAGGAGAAACGUGCAGUUUCUCACGCUGGUGAAUUGUAAACACAGGACCAUGUUUUGUAAAUAUUGACAAUGUUAUGAAUUCUUUCUCCAAGACAAGGGGAGGUUGAAUGACAGCCUCCUAGGCCAAUGUGAUAGGAGAAGUGGCGAUACCCUUCUCCAAUCCAUGGUCACCUUGCCACAGAUAUAUAAUGGAAAAAUAAACUAAGGGCGGGGUCUUCUGCCCUGCUGCUGUUGAUGCACCCAGAUCUGUGUCCCCAGUCUGUUUUUCCUGGUUGGGCCUCCACGGUGAUACAGGUGAGUUUAGUUUCCCAUGGAAAAGGGCCACCGUUCGUGUCCACCACCCUCAUCCGGCCACAUCGGCUUCGGCCUGCAAAAAUGCCGUGGCAUUCAAGAUUUCUCCCAGAUGCAAGAUGCCACAUUUUGGAACUUGGGCUGCUUUUGGAGUGCCAAAUGUCUCCCACAAUCUGACACCAGGAACAUGGCCAGGUGAGUUUAGUUUCCCAUGGAAAAGGGCCACCGUUCGUGUCCACCACCCUCAUCCGGCCACAUCGGCUUCGGCCUGCAAAAAUGCCGUGGCAUUCAAGAUUUCUCCCAGAUGCAAGAUGCCACAUUUUGGAACUUGGGCUGCUUUUGGAGUGCCAAAUGUCUCCCACAAUCUGACACCAGGAACAUGGCCAGGUGAGUUUAGUUUCCCAUGGAAGAUUCACACCGGUUCCGACUGGUUCAGACC
Prinia subflava (tawny-flanked prinia) is the source of this 2494-nucleotide messenger RNA. RefSeq names its product collagen alpha-2(I) chain-like. Lineage: Eukaryota; Metazoa; Chordata; Aves; Passeriformes; Cisticolidae. Bases 1 to 738 code for a protein of 245 amino acids. The record is from RefSeq and is a predicted model, not a curated record. The transcript is spliced from 2 exons.